Messenger RNA from Haemorhous mexicanus (house finch), 10392 nucleotides. RefSeq names its product CDC42 binding protein kinase alpha (gene CDC42BPA). The record is from RefSeq and is a predicted model, not a curated record. Gene Ontology annotation, biological process: peptidyl-threonine phosphorylation; actomyosin structure organization. NCBI's taxonomy places the organism in Eukaryota, Metazoa, Chordata, Aves, Passeriformes, Fringillidae. The transcript has 38 exons. Gene Ontology annotation, molecular function: protein serine/threonine kinase activity; ATP binding. Gene Ontology annotation, cellular component: cytoplasm; cytoskeleton; actomyosin. The coding region runs from base 428 to 5722 and encodes 1764 amino acids.
ACCCCGCACACGCACCGCCCGAGGAUGCCCUUUGCCCGGGGGGGCGAAGCCGGGACACCAUCGCACCGCCGGGAGUGAAGCCACCACCGCCACCGCCGCCGUCGUUGGGGCCUCCUGGCCCGCAGCGUGCGGCCGGAGCGGAGACGCCGGCGCUUUUCCUCCGCCUCAGGACGCGCACCGGGUGGAGAAGGAGGAGGAGGAGGGCGCCGUCUCCGCAGCAGCAGCCGCUGCCGCCGCCGCCGCAGCCAUGGGAAGGAUUUGACAGGGCUCGGAGCGCUUGUGCCGGUGUGUCGGGGCGCGCGUCCCGCCCGCCGCCCCUUGGCGCAGCGGAGGAGAAGGGGGCGACAAUGAAGACUUUAGUUUUUUUGAAUCACUGAAAAGCCUUAAAAGGAGACUCGUAAUAAUAAUCAUUAAAAAAGAAACUCCAAUGCAAACUGAAACAACCAUGUCUGGAGAAGUGCGUUUGAAGCAGUUGGAGCAGUUUAUUUUGGAUGGGCCAACACAGACUAAUGGGCAAUGCUUCAGUGUGGAAACCUUGCUGGAUAUACUCAUCUGCCUUUAUGAUGAAUGUAAUAAUUCCCCUCUGAGAAGAGAGAAGAACAUCCUUGAGUAUCUGGAGUGGGCCAAACCUUUUACAUCUAAAGUGAAACAGAUGCGACUACAUAAAGAAGAUUUUGAGAUUCUGAAGGUGAUUGGUCGAGGAGCCUUUGGGGAGGUUGCAGUAGUAAAACUGAAAAAUGCAGAUAAAGUUUUUGCCAUGAAGAUACUUAACAAGUGGGAGAUGCUGAAGAGAGCUGAAACAGCCUGUUUUCGAGAAGAGAGAGAUGUGUUAGUGAAUGGAGAUAACCAGUGGAUCACAACAUUACAUUAUGCAUUCCAGGAUGAAAACUAUUUAUACCUGGUUAUGGAUUACUAUGUUGGAGGAGACCUGCUUACAUUGCUCAGCAAGUUUGAGGACAGACUCCCUGAAGAUAUGGCUCGUUUUUAUUUGGCUGAAAUGGUGAUAGCCAUCGAUUCAGUUCAUCAGUUGCAUUAUGUUCACAGGGAUAUAAAACCAGACAACAUCUUGAUGGAUAUGAAUGGACAUAUUAGAUUAGCAGAUUUUGGUUCUUGUCUGAAACUGAUGGAAGAUGGAACGGUCCAAUCUUCAGUGGCAGUUGGAACACCAGACUACAUCUCUCCAGAAAUCUUGCAGGCCAUGGAAGAUGGAAAAGGGAAGUAUGGGCCCGAGUGUGACUGGUGGUCCCUGGGCGUUUGCAUGUAUGAAAUGCUUUAUGGAGAAACGCCCUUUUAUGCUGAGUCCUUGGUGGAGACCUAUGGGAAAAUAAUGAACCACAAAGAGAGGUUUCAGUUUCCUGCUCAAGUGACAGAUGUCUCUGAAAGUGCAAAGGACCUCAUCCGAAGGCUCAUUUGUAGCCGAGAGCAUCGACUUGGACAAAAUGGAAUAGAAGACUUUAAGAACCAUCCAUUUUUUGCUGGGAUUGAUUGGGACAAUAUUAGGAACUGUGAGGCACCUUACAUCCCAGAAGUCAGCAGCCCUACUGAUACAUCAAACUUUGAUGUGGAUGAUGAUUGCUUAAAAAACUCUGAAACAAUGCCUCCACCAUCCCACACUGCAUUUUCUGGCCAUCAUUUACCAUUUGUGGGUUUCACAUACACAAGUAGCUGUGUGCUUUCAGACCGCAGCUGUCUAAGACUGACAGCUGGACCACCCUCCAUGGAUCUUGAUGCCAGCAUUCAAAGAACUUUGGAGGAUAGUUUAGCAACAGAAGCUUAUGAGAGGAGAAUAAGACGUCUAGAACAGGAAAAGCUUGAACUCAGCAGAAAGCUGCAAGAGUCCACCCAGACAGUGCAGGCUCUGCAGUAUUCAACAGUGGAUGGCCCAAUAACAGCAAGCAAAGAUUUAGAAAUUAAAAGUUUGAAAGAAGAAAUUGAAAAGUUGAAGAAACAGGUGACAGAAUCUGGUCAGCUAGAACAGCAGCUUGAGGAGGCCAGCACUGCAAGGAGGGAAUUGGAUGAUGCCUCCAGACAAAUAAAGGCUUUUGAGAAGCAAGUCAGAACGCUGAAGCAAGAGAGAGAAGAUCUUAAUAAGGAACUGGCAGAGUCUAGUGACAGAUUAAAAUCCCAAGCCAAAGAGCUGAAAGAUGCACACAGCCAGCGGAAAUUGGCAAUGCAGGAAUUCUCAGAGAUGAACGAGCGGCUGACAGACUUGCACUCUCAAAAACAAAAGCUUGCCCGCCAGCUCCGAGAUAAGGAGGAAGAAAUGGAAGUGGUGAUGCAAAAAGUAGAAAGUUUAAGGCAAGAGUUACGCAGAACAGAGAGACUUAAAAAAGAACUGGAAGUCCAAGCUGAAGCUGCAGCUGCUGAGGCAUCCAAAGACAGGAAAUUGCGAGAGAGGAGUGAACAGUACUCUAAACAGUUGGAAAGUGAAGUAGAAGGGCUAAAGCAAAAACAGGUUGGUCGUUCACCUGGGGUAAGCAGUAUAGAACACCAGCAAGAGAUCACUAAAUUAAAGGCAGACCUGGAAAAGAAGAGUGUUUUCUAUGAAGAGGAACUAUCUAAACGUGAAAUGAUGCAUGCUAAUGAAAUAAAGAGUCUGAAGAAAGAACUGCGGGAUGCAGAGAGCCAGCAGCUUGCCCUCAAGAAGGAGAUCAUGGUUUUGAAAGACAAAUUAGAGAAAACCAGAAGAGAAAACCAAAGUGAAAGAGAGGAAUUUGAAACAGAGUUCAAACAAAAGUAUGAACGAGAAAAGAUUCUGCUGACAGAGGAAAACAAAAAACUUACCAAUGAACUUGAUAAGCUCACCACCAUGUUUGAGAGGCUGAGUAUGAAUAAUCGGCAGCUGGAGGAAGAGAUGAGAGACCUGGCUGAUAAGAAAGAGUCUGUGGCUCACUGGGAGGCCCAAAUCACUGAGAUCAUCCAGUGGGUAAGUGAUGAAAAAGAUGCUCGAGGUUAUCUUCAAGCCUUGGCCUCUAAAAUGACAGAAGAGCUGGAAGCCCUGAGGAACUCCAGUUUGGGUGCAAGAGCUACAGACAUGCCCUGGAAGAUGAGGCGCUUUGCAAAGCUGGAUAUGUCUGCAAGGCUGGAGCUCCAGUCUGCUCUUGAUGCUGAAAUCCGAGCCAAACAGGCUAUUCAGGAUGAGCUGAACAAAGUCAAAGCUUCCUGUAUCUCUACAGAGUGUAAAUUGCAAGAAUCUGAGAAGAAGAACAUGGAGCUUCUGGCAGACAUCGAAAGGCUGAAAAAGGAGACAGAAGAGCUUAGAUCAGAAAAGGGUGUAAAGCACCAAGACUCACAGAAUUCUUUCUUGGCAUUUUUGAAUGCGCCUACCUCUGCUCUGGAUCAAUUUGAAAUUGAUUCAGUUGAGAAUUUUACAUUGUCUAACACUCCAUCACGGGAUGAAGAUAGCAAGUCUCACCUCCAUUCAAGAUCAAGGUCUCCUUCUACAGCCAGUGAGAUUGAACCAAUUGAGGUUACAGAUCAUCCUCCCCGUUCAAUUCACACGCCCACCAUGAGGACAGCGUACGUUGGCUCGGGACUCUCUGCACCAAAGCCUAAAGCUCACCAGUUUGUAGUGAAAUCUUUUAACACACCAACAAAAUGCAAUCAGUGCACAUCCCUGAUGGUUGGUCUGAUACGACAGGGCUGUACUUGUGAAGUGUGUGGAUUCUCUUGCCACGUGACCUGUGCAGACAAGGCUCCUGCAGUAUGUCCAAUCCCUCCUGAGCAGACUAAGGGACCUUUGGGAAUAGAUCCACAGAAAGGCAUAGGAACAGCUUAUGAAGGACAUGUCCGGGUCCCAAAGCCAGCUGGAGUAAAGAAAGGCUGGCAGAGAGCACUGGCAGUGAUCUGUGAUUUUAAACUCUUCCUGUAUGAUGUAGCAGAAGGAAAAGCAUCUCAGCCCAGCGUGGUAGUGAGUCAGGUCAUAGACAUGAGGGAUGAAGAAUUCUCAGUGAGUUCUGUCUUGGCCUCAGAUGUCAUCCAUGCAAAUCGGAAAGAUAUCCCCUGUAUCUUUAGGGUUACAGCCUCCCAGCUCUCUGCAUCCAGUAACAAGUGUUCAAUCCUGAUUCUAGCAGAUGGUGAGAAUGAAAAAAGCAAGUGGGUGGGCGUGCUGAACGAGUUGCAUAGGAUCUUGAAGAAGAACAAACUCAAAGACCGCUCAGUCUAUGUCCCCAAAGAAGCUUAUGACAGCACCUUGCCCCUCAUCAAAACAACACAGUCAGCAGCAAUCAUAGACCAUGAAAGAAUAGCUCUGGGGAAUGAAGAAGGGUUGUUUGUUGUGCAUGUCACCAAAGAUGAGAUUAUCCGUGUUGGUGACAAUAAGAAGGUCCAUCAGAUCGAGCUCAUCCCGAGCGAGCAGCUCAUCGCCGUAAUCUCAGGACGGAACCGCCACGUGCGGCUCUUCCCCAUGGCCGCCCUGGAUGGAAGGGAGACUGACUUCUAUAAGCUGGCAGAGACCAAAGGCUGCCAGGCCAUCGUUUCUGGGCACGUGCGCCACGGGGCCCUCACCUGCCUGUGUGUAGCCAUGAAAAGGCAGGUGCUCUGUUACGAACUCAAUCAGAGCAAGACGCGCCACAAAAAGAUCAAGGAGAUCCAGGUGCAGGGGAACGUCCAGUGGAUGUCCAUCUUCAGCGACCGUCUCUGUGUGGGCUACCAGUCAGGUUUCCUAAAAUACCCCCUCCACGGGGAGGGCAGCCCGUACAGCCUGCUCCAUCCGGACGACCACACGCUCUCAUUUAUCUCACAGCAGCCAACUGAUGCCAUCUGUGCAGUCGAGAUCUCAACUAAAGAAUACCUGCUGUGUUUUAGCAGCGUCGGGGUUUACGUCGACUGCCAGGGCCGAAGAUCCAGGCAGCAAGAGUUGAUGUGGCCCGCAACUCCAUCUUCUUGCUGUUACAAUGCACCAUACCUCUCUGUGUACAGUGAAAAUGCAAUUGAUGUCUUUGACGUGAACUCCAUGGAGUGGAUUCAAACUAUUCCUCUCAAAAAGGUACGACCCUUGAAUACAGAAGGAUCACUAAACCUUUUAGGCCUGGAGACAGUCAGAUUAAUAUAUUUCAAAAACAAAAUGGCAGAGGGGGACGAGCUGGUGGUGCCUGAGACGUCAGACAACAGCCGGAAGCAGAUGGUGCGGAACAUCAACAACAAGCGGCGCUACUCCUUCCGCGUGCCCGAGGAGGAGAGGAUGCAGCAGAGGAGGGAGAUGCUACGUGAUCCAGAAAUGAGAAAUAAGUUAAUUUCUAACCCAACUAAUUUUAACCACAUAGCACAUAUGGGUCCAGGAGAUGGCAUACAGAUUCUCAAAGACCUUCCAAUGAACCUGCGGCCCCAGGAGAGCCGGACGGUGUUCAGCGGCUCCGUCAGCAUCCCGUCGAUCACCAAAUCCCGCACGGAGCCGGGACGCUCCAUGAGCGCCAGCAGCGGCUUAGCAGCACGAUCGUCGGCGCAGAACGGCAGCGCUUUGCGCAGGGAAUUCUCGGGAGGGAGCUACGGAGCGAAGCGCCAGCCCAUGGCAUCGCCCUCAGACGGGUCCCUGUCCUCAGGGGGGCUGGACCAGGGCAGCGAUGCUCCCACAAGAGACUACGAGCGAGAGGACUCUGACUCUCCAAGACACUCGACAGCAUCGAACAGCUCCAACCUCAGCAGCCCUCCCAGCCCGGUUUCUCCUCACAAGACCAAGAGCCUCUCCCUGGAGAGCUCUGACCACGUGAGUUGGGACUCAUGAACUGCUUCAGCAUUCAGAUUUGGCAUCACAUCAGCUUGCUGUCCCCAUGGCUGUCCCCUUCACUUGCUCCAGUUCUCACCUUCAUCCUCCUAACCCUCCCCAUUCCCUGUCGGAAAAGGAUCUGGGAGUGGGGUACAGAGGAAGGUAAAAGCUGGUCGCCUUCAGCACCGUUCAGCAUUGCCUCACCUCCCCAGAUCUGACAGCAGCAAAUGAGCAAAGCUAGGGUGUUGGUAAAUAUCAGAUGCUGUAGAUUUGUAUUAGUAUUGGUUUCAUUUUUGUGGUUACAGCUGCUUCAUUUUUAAAGACAUAUUUAUCCCACUCCCACUUCCCAAAAGGUAGCGUAAGUAGACCAGACCAGUGUCAACAAGAGAAAAUUCAGAGGGAUUUUGUUUUCAUACAAUAGCUCAUUGUACUGUACAAAAGUAGCACAGAGACCCCUUCCCCUCCAUGGGAAUGAUCAGUAUGUCAGAGGCACAUAAAAGCUUUCAACCACCACGUUUGAAUGUCAAUCUGAUUGUCGCCAGCAAAUCCUUAUUGAUUAAAAUGAUGCAUAUUUUACUACAGUACAGAGUUUAAAUAAAUACGCAGAUGUUAGAGUAAAAUACGUAUGUAUAUAUUCAAAGAAAAAAAGCAUUGUGUAUGCAGCAGAAGAUGGAUGCUUAUUUAAGAGAGCCUUUAAUUUAAGAUUUGUGUUGUCCCUGUUUUCAUGCUCGGUGAUUUACGGACUCGGAGGCCUGGCUAAAACCUCCGGCAGGACAGAGAUUCCGCGUGCUCGCGGCACUGCCGGGACAGCCCCCGCAGUGCUCUCACAGCACUUCUCUCCUUCUGGCCUUCAGUAGCAGAACUGAAGCUGUGAUUCCUGUUUUCCUCAUAGUCCCCAUCCUUUUCAGAAAUGACAACAGUUGGCAGCAAGGCCCUGUGCCAACAGCCACAGGCUGCCCUGGCUCCGUGCGUGCCACCUGUGAGCUGGAGCCUUGCAGCAGCUACAGGAGAGGUCCUUCAGGCAGCAAGGGAGUUCCGUGCAGCUGGAUUCAGCAGGAAAACUGUUUCCCUGGGUCAGCCUUUGAGCAGGUUUAACUCAGAAGGGAGCAGUCUUCCACACCUCCUUGACCAUCCCUAAGCAGCAAACUCUUACUGUCAUUACCAAAUACUGGUUGCUAAUACACAUCAGCCAAACGAGUGCCCUUAGCCCAAAGCUGGCCCUGGCUGGCUUUGCUGUCACUGUAGCAACAAAGAACCUUGAAGACUGACCUCACACUGUUCACACUGUGGUAGUCAGAGAUGCCUGGUGACCCACAACUGCUGCACUGGCAAGGUUGGUUUUCCUCUGCCCCCUACCUGUGCUCUGGGUUUGUGCAAUUUGCAGUUGUUUGUUUCUAUGUGCUCACCUGCUGUUUGGUUCCAAAAGCAGGGCAGGUUGGAGGGCAGGAAGUAUUGCAGUGGAAGGCAGAGCCUGCUGAAGCUGGAAAAAUAAAUAAAAAGCUGAAGUGGUCACCCAGUCGGCAGAAUAAAUGAAAAACUGAUAGCAGAUGUAUGGUAAGAGGAAUAUGUCUCUUCUCUUUAGUUAGCAAGGCAGAUUGUGCUUUUCAUUUGGGAUGAGCCUCUCUUCCCAGUAGUGUUGUUGCUGACUUCAUAGUAUGGCCAUACUCAAACACAUAAGGGCUUUUUGUAUUUAGAAUACUGGGGUUUGUGGGAAACUUGUUAUGGCUCUCAUUAAACCAUUCUGUGUUCUUGCAGUCAGCAGUUAUGUAGAGUUUCACUCACACAGAGGUGUUUGGAGUUUUGCAGUUUCUGUCUUCCCUAAUAGAAGUUGUAGGUAAGUUCAAACCAUGUACAGUAAUUUCCAGGUAUGAUCUAAAUGUGACAUAGGGAACAAGACACAGAUCAUCUAAUCCAUUUAAUCGUGCUGGGUCUCCUAGGUAAGAUUUCUCUUUCACUCUGAAUCAAGAGGCUUAUCCAAGUUUAAGUUCAUUCAGUGUUAUUUUGGGACAGGAAUUCAAGAAAUUAUUAUAGAAAGCAUCAUAUCAAAAGUCUGUCUCUCUCCUAUUUGGGUAUUUCAGAGUAGCAAGCUGGUCGUGUUGUUUGUUUUCACUUCAAAACUACUACUUUUGCAAGCCUGGCAUUUGAAAUUAAAAGCUUUAGCAAACAGCAAAGCAUCUCAAAGUAAUUCCUCCCAGAAAAGUUAAUGUAUUUCUGAGGGACAGAUAGGCAGGGCGUUAUUGGCAUUAUUGAAAUUCCACAUCAGCUUCUUUUUAAAGGCUGCAUAUUGCUUCAAGUAUAGCCACUGCUUUUUCCCCACAAUUCCCUUGUUUUGGUGAAGCAUGUCCACACACUUUUCAAAGCCUUUGCAGACUAGUUUUGUAUUUACUGUAUGUUGUAUUUAAAUAAUAAUCUUAUUUUGAUGUUGAGAGAAGGCAUUUAAACAGUAGUCAUUAAAGACAGAGCAGCCUGCAUGGCAGUCCCCUGAGAGAGGGUCACAGGAUCGUUUUCCAUGGACUUUAUUUUUCUGCAGCUGUGCUAGAGCUCUAUCUGAAAAUGGAACCUGAAGAGCCACCACUUAGCAAACAUUAAAUUGAGUAAACCCCUGUGUUUGCUCUGUUCCAGUGCCUGCAAUCUAUUGAUACCAACCCCUGGCAUUUUCAGGCAGAGCAUAGGUCAGCUGUGUUCCAACACUAAGCUCAGAGGAUGAGAGCUCCACAGGCCUACACUGUUUGUACACUACAAUGUCCAAGCUUCAGCAGUCUUCUCUAGGAUUUAUUUAAUCACUAGUUUGGUCCUGUGCAUUUUUAUAUGUGUCUGUUCAGAAGAGAAACAGCAACUGUUCUCUCAGUUGAAAAGCAAAUGACCACAUCACUUAUUUGAAAAGAGAAAAAUUGUCCUAGGGCUUAAAUAGUUUUAUAUAUUUGGGGACCAUUUGGUUACAGACUCAAUUUGAAACCACUCAUCUCUUUUUGUUGGUAUGCAUACUGCAGCUGAGCUUUCUAAAGACUCAUUGGGCUAGGAAAAGUAACUUGGUCAUUUGAACUGUAAGACUCUUGACUGGUAUCUCCAAGGCAGUUGUCUCCUGAGGUUUGAUGUUUGCUCCUUUGCACUGUAGCACUGCUUCAACUUCACAGGUCGAGGGCUGCAUUUUGUUCUGGGAGCUGAAACCCUCCCCCUGAAUUCCUGAGCGUGGCACAUGUUCUCUGUAUACAGGACGUGUUUCCAGCUGGGUUUUUUCCUUUUGGCUGAGACUGAAGGUGUUUGCAUUUUUGACAGUGCUUGAACAGAUGGGUUGUUGGGGUUUUGCCCUGUUUUUUUUUUUCUCUCUCUCUUUUGAUGGCAACAAGGAUCUCACCAGAUUCAGGCAGCUACUAAGGAUUCCAGGUUAUAGGAUGGAAUAGGUUUGGUAAAUAGGUUUCCCCUGCACGUGUGCACACACAGGUAUGUGGCUUCCUCCCACAUUUCACAAACUCAAAAGCAGGGCUACAGUACUCUCUUCUCUCUUGCCUUUGGCCUGUAGAAGACAGCUGGUGGUUUCAAAAAAAACAUUCCUGAGACUGUGGUGAAGUAGUUGCUUCUUUUCCCCUCCAUUAAUUGCUGUGGCUUGUUAUGAAUGUGCAUUUUGCCCAUUUAAAUGAGUUUCAAAACUGAGUCAGGAAUGUUCUCUCUGAUUUGAUUCUGAUAAGUUACAACCCAGGUGUGUUAUUCUCAGGUACAUGGCAGAGGGAAGUUAAGGGUCUUGCCAUACCAAAAAAGUCCAAAAAGCAUAGUUUAUUUAUAGAAAUGUAGUUUUACUGCACCUAACUGGUUCACAGUGUGUCAACCCUUCCAAACAGAACAGUUGGAUUAUUAACACAGAAACAGAUUCUGGCCCUGUGUUGUAUUGCAUAGCCAGACCCUGAAUGACAGGACAAACUUGCUCUUGGGUGGAAAAAGGUUUUCUUCUCUGUUUUAUGAAUGCAUUAAGUGCAGUGCAAGUACCCCCAGCUCCUAGCCUUAGUCUGAGAAUCAAAGAGGCACAUGGCAAUUCCUGCUGUGGGUUCUUUUGUGAACACGAGCCCAUUCCAUAGAGGAAAUGGGACAGCUUUUCUGCACUAACACAGUGUGAGCACCCUUCUGUGCACUUUGUGUUCACAGUUUGUUUGAUAAACACCCCCAGAGGCCGCUCUGCUGCAGGCUUUCCAGUCUGAAUUCCAGCUCCUCUCAUUCCAGCUGCAGCUCAGUACAACCUAUUUUCAUUCUCCAUUUGAGACAGUCAUCUACAGGGAAGAAAUCCACAAACAAACCAGUGUUGCUAUACCUGCCUUUUUAUGUAUGACAGUUUCAUAUCAUUUAUUUUUAAAAUAUGUUUUUUAGGUUUUUCAUUGUAAUAUUAUUGUACAGUUUUGCAUGGCAUAGAUGUAAUCACUUUUUUGUUUUAGAGUAUAAAAGCUGACAAGUGUGCGUGUGGGGGAAAAAUUCUGCUUUUUGCCUCUUCUCACUCUUUUGUUUAAUGCCCUCAAUGUUGUAGGGGACAUUGUAAGAGAUUCUCUGCUACAGAACAAUGAUGUAGAUUCUUUUGCACAGAAAUAUUUAAGGUGGAACAGUCAACAAUGUAAAAAUGACUUACCACCAAUAUUUUAUGUUGGUAACACACUUAAUAUUAACCUACUUUGAUGUACUGCAAUAAAACAGGGAACUGUUAGAAA